This is a messenger RNA of Cydia fagiglandana, 698 nucleotides long. RefSeq names its product cuticle protein 8-like. NCBI's taxonomy places the organism in Eukaryota, Metazoa, Arthropoda, Insecta, Lepidoptera, Tortricidae. The transcript has 4 exons. The coding region runs from base 16 to 672 and encodes 218 amino acids. The record is from RefSeq and is a predicted model, not a curated record. Gene Ontology annotation, cellular component: extracellular matrix.
UCUAUCCAAAAAAACAUGUUCACCAAAAUUUUAGCUCUGAGUGCCGUGGUGGCGGCCGCUCAGGCUGGUCUUCUGGGACUAGGCCAUGGGCUCGGCCACGAUCAUGGAUAUUCAGUAUCUUCCCAGCACAACGUAGUCCACCAUACCCACUACGCUCCUGAAGCACACUACGCCCCUAUUGCUCAUGAGGAGUACUCCCAUGGUGGUCACUACGCUACUCCCCUCGCACAGGGUGCCCACUACGGUGCCUCUCCCCUGCUCCAUACCACUCCCCUGAUCCACGCCGCUCCCAUUGCUCAUGCUGCACCCUUUUCACAUGAUUCAACCAUCGCUCAUAUUGCCCCCUUGACCCAUGCGGCUCCUCUGUCCCAUGCUCAUAUCGCCCCCAUUGCUCAUCACGGUUAUACUUCCCACCACGACGGACAUGACACAUAUGCUCACCCCAAAUACCAGUACUCUUACUCCGUUGAGGAUCCCCACACCGGUGAUCACAAGUCUCAGCACGAGAUCCGCGACGGCGACGUCGUGAAGGGCGGAUACUCCCUGCUGCAGCCUGAUGGCUCCGUCCGCAAGGUUACCUACACCGCUGACGACCACAAUGGAUUCAACGCAGUCGUGGAGAACUCUGGACCUAGUCACCACGUGUACUCUUCUCAGCACCACCAUUACUAGAUCUCGCAUUAAUAAAUAAGCUUUAC